AUGCCGAAGGAGGACCUCAAUGAGCUUCUCAACGUGCCCGUCCCGACGCAUAGGAUCGUGUCGGACAGGGAUCGACGGACAGGGAAGGCUACUGCACUGCGUUCCCGCAUGCACCCUAUUCCAGUGACGGGUUACGACGAUAGGCCGACGGAGGUGGCGCGACGAAGCAGGAGGCAGCAACUCCGAGCUGAGAUUAUUGAGGAGCUUGAAGGUAAUAAGCCGCAUCGCCGCAGUCAUGUGACGUUUUUCCAGGUCUUGUUUGUCCUGCUAGUCGUGGGACUGGCAUGGGCGGUCUCCGUGUACGCGCCGGACUUCGCCCCGCUGAGGAGGCUGUUGGGCGGUUGGUGGCACCCCAGCGGCAACGGAGGCUAA
Trypanosoma conorhini is the source of this 372-nucleotide messenger RNA. RefSeq lists its product as uncharacterized. The record is from RefSeq and is a predicted model, not a curated record. Lineage: Eukaryota; Euglenozoa; Kinetoplastea; Trypanosomatida; Trypanosomatidae. The transcript has a single exon. The coding region runs from base 1 to 372 and encodes 123 amino acids.